AUGGCAGUAGAAGACUUCACACCUCAAUACUCCAAACAAACACCGGUGGAACCAAUUGGUAAACGAAUACCGAAAUUCAAUCCAUCAUCCCUGAAUCUGGGUGAAGCUUCAACUUCACAAACACGGCUUCCAACUGGAGAACAAACGGUGUUCGAAGCUGGAUUUAAGGAACAUGUAGAAGCCUCGUGGAAAUGGAUAUGUGACCUCGAUGAGAGAAUUGAAAAGGGGAAGAAGCAAACGUUAGAAUCAGCAAAUUUCAAAUCAACAAACCCAGAAGACAAACCAUUCAAAGUUCUGCACACUAAAAGGCAGAAAAUUUAUUUUGAGCGUAACAAUUGUAGUACAACUGUAAUGCUAUGUGGGCGCGAAUGGAACAUAUAUGAAAUUCCAACACCGGUCUGUUCAUGCACCGGAAUACCCAGGAAAUGUUAUAGAUGGCAAGAAAUAGGAUGGCAAUCAACUUGUUGUACAGCGAAUAUUUCACAAUACCCGCUACCUCUAUUGCCUGGGAGAGGCCAAAUACGAUUGCAGGGUAGAAGAAUGGGUAGUUCCACUUUCAGAUGUCUCUUGGAAGAAUGGUAA
Messenger RNA from Erigeron canadensis, 582 nucleotides. RefSeq names its product protein BASIC PENTACYSTEINE6-like. The transcript has a single exon. Gene Ontology annotation, biological process: response to ethylene. Gene Ontology annotation, cellular component: nucleus. Bases 1 to 582 code for a protein of 193 amino acids. NCBI's taxonomy places the organism in Eukaryota, Viridiplantae, Streptophyta, Magnoliopsida, Asterales, Asteraceae. The record is from RefSeq and is a predicted model, not a curated record. Gene Ontology annotation, molecular function: sequence-specific DNA binding; DNA-binding transcription factor activity.